Molecule: messenger RNA, 3437 nt
Organism: Juglans microcarpa x Juglans regia
Lineage: Eukaryota; Viridiplantae; Streptophyta; Magnoliopsida; Fagales; Juglandaceae
Product: receptor-like protein kinase 7
Exons: 2
Coding region: 177-3161 (994 amino acids)
Biological process (GO): protein phosphorylation
Cellular component (GO): plasma membrane
Molecular function (GO): protein binding; ATP binding; protein kinase activity
Source: RefSeq, a predicted model, not a curated record
UAGCGAGUUUAGCCGUAAAACGUAUAUAGGUAGUACUGACUUCCCAGCCACCUUCCAAGCAAUUAAAAAUGGCCGACUCCUCUUUCUCUGUCUUGUAAUCCUUCGAUUCUACUUUAAUUGACCAAGUAGAAAAACGCCCAUCAUAGUUUCUUUGCCAAUUCCGCUCGCCACACGACAUGUUGCCGGAAAAUAUAUCCCGGUCGUGGCCAUGCCUCUAUCAUUGUUUCUACCUACUCUGUUUCCUAUCCCUUCUCUCCGGUAUCCGUUCCGACGAGCUUCAGGUUCUCAUGAAGCUGAAAUCAGCCCUCCAAGGAUCGAACUCCAGCGUCUUGAGUUCUUGGGAGUCGACGUCCAAUUCCGUCUGCGGUUUUGCCGGAAUCACGUGCAACUCCAACGGUUCGGUUGUGGAAAUCGAGCUUUCUAACCAGAAGCUAACUGGGACUCUUCCCCUGGAUUCUAUUUGUCAGCUCCAAUCGUUGGAAAAGCUGUCGCUGGGGUUCAACCUCUUGCACGGUCCGAUCACGGAGGACUUGAACAACUGUGUAAAAUUGAACUACUUGGAUUUGGGAAACAAUCUCUUCACCGGAGCGGUUCCGGACAUAUCCUCUCUCAGCGAGUUAAAGCAUCUUCAUAUCAAUAACAGUGGCUUCUCCGGCAGUUUCCCGUGGAAAUCACUCCAAAACAAGACGGGUCUAGUCCGGCUCAGCAUCGGAGACAACCCAUUCAAUCCUAGUCCAAUUCCACCCGAGGUGUUGAAGCUCACCAAACUGGAUUGGCUGUAUCUCUCCCGCUGUAAUAUCCAAGGAACAAUCCCGGCUGGGAUUGGAAAUCUCAGAGAGCUAAUUAACUUGGAAUUUGCGGACAAUAACAUGACCGGAGAAAUUCCCGAAGAGAUUGGGAACCUCUUGAAUCUCUGGCAGCUGGAGAUCUACAACAACUCGUUUACAGGGAAACUUCCUGACAGUCUGAGAAACCUCACGAAGCUUGAGAAGUUUGACGCUUCUCGGAAUCGUCUCGAAGGCGAUUUGUCGGUAUUGAGGUUCUUGACCAACCUGGUGACUCUGCAACUAUUCGAGAACAACCUUUCUGGAGAAGUUCCGGACGAAUUGGGCGAGUUCAAGAAGCUCGUGAAUCUCUCUCUGUACACUAACAAGUUGACGGGUCCUCUGCCGCAGAAGCUUGGGUCUUGGGCGAACUUCGAUUACAUAGACGUGACUGACAACUUAUUAACAGGUCCAAUCCCGCCAGAUAUGUGCAGGCAGGGUACGAUGAUGAAGCUUCUCUUAGGCAACAACAAUUUCACCGGCCAAAUUCCGGCCACCUAUGCCAACUGUUCGAGUCUAAUUCGUUUCAGAGUCAACAACAACUGGCUUAACGGCACUGUUCCCCCCGGAAUCUGGGGAUUACCGAACUUGAAUAUAAUCGACAUUACGUCCAAUUUUAUUCAGGGCCUGAUCACGUCCGAUAUCAAGUACGCCAAGUCUCUUGGGCAGUUGUUCGCCGGAAACAAUCUCUUAUCGGGUGAAUUACCUGCCAAGAUCUCUGAAGCUACCUCUUUGGUGUCGAUUCAGCUGAACGACAAUCAGUUAUCGGGAAACAUUCCUUCGGGUGUGGGUGACUUGAAGCUAUUGAAUGUUCUUCAUCUCCAGAAUAACAAGUUCUCUGGUUCAGUACCAGAGACAUUGGGUUCUUGUAACACUCUCAGUGACAUAAAUAUGUCUAACAAUUCGCUUUCGGGUCGAAUCCCAUCGUCUCUGGGAAAUCUACCGACACUCAACUCUUUGGAUAUAUCAGACAACCAACUUUCGGGAGAAAUUCCGGCUAGUUUUUCGUCUCUCCGGCUAAGCUUUCUCGAUUUAUCCCACAACAGGUUGGCCGGUCCCAUACCGCAAGCUCUGUCAAUUGCAGCAUACAACGGCAGCUUUACUGGGAACCCAGGCCUCUGCAUCCUUGGCAUCACCUCCAUGUUCCGGCGCUGUCCCUCUGGUUCGGGCAUGUCCAGGAAUGUCCGAACACUCAUUAUUUGUUUCGCAGUAGGUACGGCCAUCCUACUACUGUUUUUGGUGCGGUUCUACUAUUCUAAGAAGGGGGAAAAGGAUGAUCAAGGCCGUUCAUUGAAGGACGAAUCCUGGGACGUGAAGUCCUUCCACGUGUUGAGCUUUACGGAGGAUGAGAUUCUUGAUUCCAUCAAGCAGGAGAAUCUAAUAGGAAAAGGUGGUUCUGGGAACGUGUACAAAGUGCUACUCUCCAACGGCAGAGAACUUGCAGUCAAGCACAUAUGGAACUCGGAUUCAAGUGGUAAUGGCCGGAGAAAGAGCCGGAGCAGCACCUCCCCGAUGCUCGCGAAGCGCGGGGGGAGGUCGAAGGAAUUCGACAGCGAGGUGCAGACCUUGAGCUCAAUAAGGCAUGUGAAUGUGGUGAAGCUGUAUUGUAGUAUUACAAGCGAGGAUUCGAGCUUGUUGGUGUACGAGUAUUUACCAAAUGGGAGCCUUUGGGAUCAGCUGCACACAGACCAGAAGAUGCAGCUUGAUUGGGAGACAAGGUACGAGAUUGCUGUCGGUGCAGCCAAAGGGUUGGAGUAUCUGCAUCAUGGGUGUGAGAAGCCAGUGCUUCACAGGGAUGUGAAGUCUAGUAAUAUAUUGCUGGAUGAGUUUUUGAAGCCAAGGAUUGCUGAUUUUGGACUUGCUAAGAUUGUUCGAGCCAAUGGUAACAAGGACUCCACCCAUGUCAUUGCUGGAACACAUGGCUACAUAGCUCCUGAAUAUGGGUACACAUACAAAGUAAAUGAGAAGAGUGAUGUGUAUAGUUUUGGAGUUGUAUUGAUGGAACUGGUGUCCGGAAAAAGACCGAUAGAGCCGGAGUUUGGGGAGAAUAAAGACAUAGUGAAUUGGGUUUGCAGCAAUCUAAGGAACAAGGAGAUGAUACUUGGUAUGGUUGACUCUGGAAUUCCAGAGGCUUCAAAGGAAGAGGCUAUGAAGGUACUGAGAAUUGCAAUUCUCUGCACAGCAGCGCUUCCAUCUCUUAGACCCACAAUGAGAAGCGUUGUGCAAAUGCUUGAGGAAGCUCAACCGUAUAGAUUGAUGAAAAUUAUCACUGCCAAAGAUGAUGGUAGUAAGAAAAAGGAAGUGAUUAGUACAGAGAAAAAGAACCCAGAACUUUAAGCUUCCAAAAUUUGCUGAGUUGGGAUUCAGAAUUUUUGGUCAUAUCUCCAUUCCCUUGCUGAAUUUGACAGGUAUUAUCAUACAAUAUACAAAGACUCAAGAUCGUUUGUAAACUUAUCACGCCAAGUCACGUCAAUUUGUAAAAUUAUUUUUGUAAUAUCUCUUUGUAGACCUAGCGCUUUUCUUUGUAAAAUAUCAGCUAGAGUCUGUAGUGAAGUUUGCAAUAUUCGAAUGUAAUGUAUGUUGAGGAAUAAUUUCACAUUGCCUGUGAACAAA